AUGGCCCCUCGGUAUAUCAACAAGCUCCAGGAUCAGCGUAUCCUCAUCAUCGGAGCCUCGACAGGAAUCGGUUUCGCCGUCGCCGAAGCAGCCAUCGAGCACGGCGCACACGUCAUCCUCAGCAGCUCGAAGCAGGAGAAAAUCAACAACGCCAUCCAAAAGCUCGAGGCCCACAUCAAGGAAAACGAGCUUCCGCCACGCACCAUCUCCGGAGCUGAGUGCGACUUGGCCAACCCUUCAACACUCGAGGACAACAUCAAGAACCUCCUGGAAUUUGCCACCAAAGAUGGCAAGAUUGAUCAUGUUGUCUUCACCGCAGCGGACGUCUACCAGAUGCCUACCAUCGAGAAUGUCACGGUUGAGAGUUUAUCCAAGGCCGGAGUGGUCCGCGUCACCGGGGGCGUUAUCCUCGCAAAGCAUCUGCCCAAGUACAUCAACCAGAUUGACAACAGCUCGCUCACAUUAACGGGCAGCACGACCUAUAUUCGGCCCAAGGCCGGAUGGUCCGUCAUUAAUGCUGCGAACAGCAGUAUAGAGCCGUUUGCCCGGGCUCUGGCGGUAGACUUGCAGCCUAUCCGUGUCAACUGUGUUCUCCCGGGUUUCAUCAAGACGGAGCUCUUUGACGGCUUCCCAGAGGAGGCGCGGCCAUUCAUGUUUGAGGCGAUGAAGAAGGAGGCUCUUCUCGACAGAGUGGGCACUGCGGCUGAGACUGCGGAGGCAUACCUGUAUUUCAUGAAGGCUGCUUUCACUACAGGAACAACCGCCAUUGUUGACGGUGGCAGACUCGUCGCCAAUAACCAGGAGGGUAGAAAGGCCUAG
Clonostachys rhizophaga is the source of this 819-nucleotide messenger RNA. The record is from the annotation of a GenBank genome assembly. NCBI's taxonomy places the organism in Eukaryota, Fungi, Ascomycota, Sordariomycetes, Hypocreales, Bionectriaceae.